AUGUGGGGCCCCGGGGUCCCCGCCGAGGGCCUGUCCGUGGCACCGGCGCCACCUCUGCUGCCGCUGCUGCUGCUGGCGCUGGCGCUGGUGGCGCCCUCGCGGGGCGGCGGGGGCUGCGCGGAGCUGGCUUGCGGGGAGCGGGAGCGCUGCUGCGACUCGGCCAACGCCACGGCAGUGCGCUGCUGCAAGCUGCCGCUCCACGCCUUCCUGGACAACGUGGGCUGGUUCGUCCGCAAGCUCUCCGGGCUGCUCAUCCUGCUUGUGCUCUUCGCCAUCGGCUACUUCCUGCAGCGCAUCAUCUGCCCCACCCCACGCAGGUACCCGCGUGGCCAGGCACGACCUGGGCAGGCACGACCCGGCGCUGCGGGAGGCGCGGGGCCCCCGGGGACCACCGGGCCACCCGACGACGACGACGACUCGCCCGCCUUGCUGCGGGACGAGGCGGCCGCAGGUUCGCAGGACUCGCUGCUGGACAGUGGGGGCCGGGGAGGGGGCGGACGCCCGGGCCCCUCGGAGCACGAGCUGCGCGUGGUCUCGCCGGUCUUCCUGCAGCUGCCCAGCUACGAGGAGGUCAAGUACCUGCCCACCUAUGAGGAGUCCAUGCGGCUGCAGCAGCUCAGCCCCGCCGAGGUCGUGCUGCCCGUGUCGGUGCUCGGCCGUCCGCGAGGCGGCGGUGCCGGGGACCCCAACGGCGGCCAGGGCCGCUUCCCGCUCAUCUGAGCGCCCAGAGCCUCGCCGGGACCAGCCUGACCCGGCGUGGUUGGGGGCUGCGGGUGGCAAGCCACGGCUGGUGUAUCCGCGGCCACCACGGACUGCCUGUGACCCCGCCUAGCAUCCCCGCAUACCCUGUCGCCCCACGCCUGGACUGGGGUCAGUCUCCUCCCUCUCGCUCCCCGGGGAUCGGAUGUGUCUUUGGGCUCAAGGCUGAGGCGGACGAGCCCCCCAGCGCCACUUGGACCGACGUCCCGCCCUCUGCCAUGCCUCUCCUCAUGUUCCCUCGUAAGUGCCUGCUUCCCGAAUCCCGGAGGACACGUGAGCCCCUAGGUGCCUCUCCAGACGGGCAGUUUGCUUUUAGGUUCAAAAGGAAGGAGCGGAGUUCUAUUCCUUGCCCUCCUGCCUGAACAUGGUCUCCCAGGACAGGAUGGUGAGGAGCCAGCCAUCCCUGUGCAGCCGCCACCAGUGACUGUUACCUGCGGGUCUCGAGGAGCGCAGGUUUUUGCUGUGUUAGAACCCCAUCUUGAGAAGGAGCCAGAAAACUUCCUCACCUAACAAAUAUCUAGUCACAGCUGACCGCUCACGGGGGGGGGGGGGGUACCACAAAGGAUGGUUUAGUUGCUGCGCCUAGAGAGGAGAUAGCAACUACUUACUUCCGAUGGACUUUUUUGUUGCAGUAAGUUCUAAGGUGUUUAUUUUGUCAUUUAUUUUUGUAUUGAAAGCACCAAGAAAAUAGUUCGAGAAAUUGACAACAUAAUCGUGUUAUCACUGUUUUUUUUGGGGGGGGGGGGUUGUUUUUUAAGACCAGUAAUGGUCAGGAAGUUGCCCAUAUUCUGUCUUUAUUUUAUUUUAUUUUUGGUCUUUUUGAGACAGGGUCUCCCUGUA
Messenger RNA from Nannospalax galili (Upper Galilee mountains blind mole rat), 1599 nucleotides. RefSeq names its product chromosome unknown C3orf80 homolog (gene CUNH3orf80). Bases 1 to 720 code for a protein of 239 amino acids. Lineage: Eukaryota; Metazoa; Chordata; Mammalia; Rodentia; Spalacidae. The record is from RefSeq and is a predicted model, not a curated record. The transcript has a single exon.